AUGUAUGUAUUGUUAUGUGACGGGAAGAGGUGUAUCAGAUGCGGGCGCGGUGCGCGUGGAGCAAGACGCGUGGGGAUUGUGGUCAACAACAAUUUCAUCGUGGACUGUGGACUGUGGACUCUCCUCCUCCCAGUCAGAUUCUCCUUUCUCUCUCCCACAACACCGCCCUCCCCUCCCCUCCCCUUCCCUCCUCCUCAAUCUCACCAGCGGCCGCAACGCCUGAGGCCAUCAAGCAGUGGCAUUGAUACCAUAUCGCAUCCAAUCCGCCAAUAUGGCUCCAGACACACAAAAUCACACAUUGCUAACACCCCCGCUACUUCGACUAUGGGCCAGCUUACAAUGAACACAGACCAGAAUAGUGCUCCAUAUUUAGCUCCUCCUUCUUUGACCAAGACCUCUUUCACACUAUCGAGCUGGCUUGAUCUCCCUUGUCCAUUGAUACAGGACCUCAAUUCAAGUCGAUGGUAUAUCAUGUCCCUCGUCCUCUGCGAGCCAUCUCAGUCCAAGUUCUGGCUCCUACAAUUUCCUGUCUCCUUUGUUCGCUUUUGCUUUUUCGCGAGCGUCCGACUCCCAUCACCACCUGAAAACAUCCUUGAGCACCGCUUCGAAAAGAAAGCCUGGUAUGGCCAUAGGAUCACAAGAGAGAAAAAGGACAGGAAGGGCAGGAGGCUCCGAAUCCUGCCUAAGAGCAUCGAAGAGACGCUCUUGAACGAGUUUCCUGACCCAUGCUUGCAAUGUAAGUUUGAUCCCCUCGACUGCGAGAAAGUUGAUGACGAUGACUGCGGAAUCAAGUGUGUCGAGGAGUUCCGUCGUCGACAUUUCUUCAAAUACAAACCCCAAAUCCAGCCCUCCGGCAGCUGUGGCUAUGGUGCCUUCAAUACACGAAGUCCCAUACCGGCAGACACAUAUCUCAGUGAGUAUUUAGGAAACCUGAUCCCAUCAGAUGACGCACCCAGAUCCUUAUACCUCCUCGACAUCAAAGGCCUGUUCUCGAUCGACGCUGCAAAAGCAGGUAAUUGGACACGAUUCAUAAACUCAUCCUGUGAACCGAAUGUCGCGGCCGAAGCCGCAAUGCUUGGUAAGAGACAUGUGCUUGUGUUCAAGACCUUGAGACGAAUCCUUCCUGGUGAAGAAUUGACGUUUUACUAUGGUCGUAAAUAUUUCCAACAAGCUGGUUUUAAAUGUUCGUGUCCUUGGAGGGAUGAACCCCAUACUCCACGAUCGAACAAGCAGGCGGAGGAGCACGACGACGCCAAGGGGAAGGGCAAUAAGACUAAUACAAGUGAGUCUCCCGAUGUAAGUACCGGGGAAGACACCGAGGAGACCGUGACUCCUGCAGCUCCUCGGAAGCCAUCAUCAGCAGAGGGCAAGAAGCGCUCUACAGCGAAGAAGACCAAGACGUCGACAGGAUCCCCAUCAGCAGGGAAAAAGGUAAGCUCUGGCAGAGUUACAAAAAGAUCGCAUCUCAACCAAUCCACAAACGCUACUAGAAGCAGGACGUAUAGAACAGCCAAAGCUUUGGUAACGAACUUAUAA
Pseudocercospora fijiensis CIRAD86 is the source of this 1536-nucleotide messenger RNA. RefSeq lists its product as uncharacterized. Bases 1 to 1536 code for a protein of 511 amino acids. The record is from RefSeq and is a predicted model, not a curated record. Gene Ontology annotation, biological process: regulation of DNA-templated transcription. Gene Ontology annotation, molecular function: protein binding; histone H3K36 methyltransferase activity. The transcript has 9 exons. Lineage: Eukaryota; Fungi; Ascomycota; Dothideomycetes; Mycosphaerellales; Mycosphaerellaceae. Gene Ontology annotation, cellular component: chromatin; nucleus.